AGACUAUGGUUUUGCUGGUUAAUUGUGGCUUCAAGAUAUUUAUUUAGCUGUUUUCUUAUUAUUUGCAAUAAUUAUUGAAUGAAAAAAGAAAAGCUGCAACUUCUCCUGGUAAAUGUAUUGAUUUUUGAGAUAGAAAAGGCAAAUAGCUCUGAAAUUGAAGCUGGAGAAACAGAGAUGAUCAGUUUGUGAAACAGAGGACCUGGCAGUAUUAAGAGCUGCUGCUGAAUAGGCUGGACAAAUGGCGUUUUUUAGAAACCUUCAGCAAAAUCUGAGCCUUCCCUCUGUGUCUUCCCUGGUGGACACGCUCAGCAGUGCUGUGGAUGACCUGGCCAGUGUUGUUGGUGAGGUUGGCUACUCUGUAGCUGACUCAGUGACAGAGCAAGUAACCAGCAUGAUCCAUGGCCUGCGGGCAGAAGAUGAGAGCUCCAAAACGCAGAGUGAUAAACCUGUGGAAGGCAGAGAGGAGCACACACCCUCAUUAACUCAUUCUCAGGAAAUUAAUACGAAAACGAAGAGAGGUGCUGCAGAAUACAAAGAGACUCAUAAUUCUAAUUCGUUAGAUUUUGUAAAGAAAGGUACAAGUCAAGUUGGAGUAUCUGACCAUGUCUUGAACAAAAAUCAGUGUCACUUAAGAGGCACAGAUCAUAAUAAUCCUCUCAGUGAUACAGAAGUACCUCAGGAUUUGAAGACUGUAGGAGGACCUUUUAAAAGGGAAGUAGUAGGGGGAAAUGAGUGUUUUGUAAAUGAUAAAUUCUUGAAGGAUAGUAACCUGAAAAGUAAAAAACUUACAGUGGAGCAAUCUAUUGAGGAGCAAGAUAAUUGUUUAUAUGCAGUAUCAGAUAAUUCUAAGAAUCGCAAGCAUAAAAAAAUCAAACCACAGUCACCUGGAGCUGAUUUUGAAGAUUCUGAUAAAGUGCACAGUAUGAAUGUUCCCCAAGAUUUAGAAACAAAGUUUGUUGAAGUACAGAAGGAGAAAUUAUCAGAUUCCAGCUUGAAGAAGAUGGACAAUGACCAUAGUUGCCUUAAUGAAAUCAAAGAAGAGAAAUCUGAAGCCUUCUUUGACAGGAAAAGAAAGCCCAUCUCAAAGGAUGAAGGCAAUGUGUCAACUACAAUUGUGAAUGAGGGUAAAAGGAAAAACUCAAAGAAAUUAGAAAGAGAGCUAUGUAAUAAGAAGACAGCAGGAAAAGACAAUUCUUAUAUGAGUAAAGACCAGCAUGGUUCAUCAUCUGAGAGUGAAGAUGAAGCACUUGGUAAAUAUCAUGAGGCCUUGUCUAGAACCCAGAGUUCCAGGCUGCCAGUGGUGGAUGGCAGACAGCAAAAAAACUAUAUAUGGGAAACCAGACAAAAAUAUAGUCCCCUGUCUGCAGAAUAUGAUGGAUACAGUAGUGAAGCCUCAAUAGAUGAAGCAAACUGCAUUCAGAGGAUGAGAAGAACACCUCCGCUGGAUGAACUACAGCCGCCUCCGUACCAGGAUGACAGUGGCUCUCCUCAUCUUUCCUGUACGCCUUCCGAAGUCGGAGACAGCAAAUGUGAAUAUUCCCAGUGUAGCAACAGCCCAAGAUGUUCAUAUAAGUGCCCAAGUGAGGGAAGCACAGGACAUGAAAUAGAAAGCUUUCAUAACAAAGGAUAUGAAGAGGAUGUUCCAAGCGAUAGCACAGCAGUUCUGAGUCCAGAGGAUAUGUCAGCUCGAGGAUCAUCUUCACAGCUUCCUAAACCUUUUGAUCCUGAGCCAGUAGCUAAAUAUGGCACACUGGAUGUGACUUUUGACUAUGACUCACAGGAACAGAAGCUUUUGGUGACAGUGACAGCUGUCACAGACAUUCCAACAUACAGCAGGACAGGUGGAAGCUCGUGGCAAGUACACCUAGUUCUUCUCCCUAUAAAGAAGCAGAGAGCAAAAACCAGCAUCCAGCGGGGACCGUGCCCUGUCUUCACAGAGACAUUCAAAUUUAAUCACGUCGAGUCUGAGAUGAUUGGGAAUUAUGCAGUUCGCUUUCGACUGUACAGCGUACGGCGUAUGAAAAAGGAGAGGAUUGUGGGAGAAAAGAUUUUUUACUUGACAAAAUUGAAUCUUCAAGGGAAGAUGUCAGUGCCAGUGAUACUGGAACCUUCUUACAGUCUGCCUGGUUGUGACUCUCAAAUGAGCAUGUCAGAAGUGUCCUGCAGUGAAAGUACCUCCUCUUGUCAGUCUCUGGUACAUGGCUCAGCUCCAGAAAUCCUCGUUGGCCUCCUUUAUAAUGCUACAACUGGAAGAUUAUCAGCAGAAGUGAUAAAAGGCAGCCACUUCAAAAACUUGGCAGCGAACAGACCACCCAACGGACUGUUCUGUUGUCUAAAACACUUGAUAGGUGGACAGGUUUAUAUAAUCCGAGAUACAUAUGUUAAGUUAACACUGCUGAACUCGAUGGGGCAGGAGAUGUCCAAAUGCAAGACUUCGAUCCGCCGAGGGCAGCCGAACCCUGUGUACAAGGAAACCUUCGUUUUCCAGGUGGCGCUGUUCCAGCUCUCGGACGUGACGCUCAUACUGUCCGUGUACAACAAGCGCAGCAUGAAGCGGAAAGAGAUGAUAGGCUGGAUUUCCUUAGGUCUCAACAGCUCAGGAGAAGACGAACUCAACCACUGGACUGAAAUGAAGGAGUCUAAAGGACAGCAAGUCUGUAGAUGGCAUACUUUACUGGAAUCCUAAUGGGUAGCAGAAAGUGCAGCUGUGGUUCUAAGGGAGCUUGUUCUCCCAGGAGGAUGAUCAUCCCUGGUCGCAAUCAGCAGAUUCGUCGUGGGAGUGAAAAAUGGAAACUGCGGUCAACAUUCCAUCGUACAGGAUGCACAACCUGCAAAAUGGUGGGAUUUAAUACAGAAUCUUCACUUGGUGUCAUGAACUUCCUUGGUGUCAGAGGAUCCUUGCUGUACACAGAUACGAUAGCGGUCCCUUCCCCAUCCACCUGAUGCUGUAUUUGUUUGGGUUUGUUUUGUGAUUUUCAAUUCAGAAACAUUUUGUGCGAGGUUCUUCAAAUUAAUGUAAGCUCCUCCUUGUGUACCUUUUGUAUUGCUUUAAUACUGUAGCUUCUGACCUGCCUGCAUUCAGAUUAAAGGUCAAUAGUUUGCACUUUCAGAAAAAGUUAAUGGUCUGUAAAGCAAAAGCAAAAAAAAAAAAGGAAAACCACUGGUGAAAGAACACUUCAUAAUAUAGCAAAUAGAAAUAUACUGUUGUUUUGCACUGAGUUUCUUUCCAGGAGCUUGGUAAAGUAAGUUUUCAUUUUUUGAUAUGCAGUUGGUUUGAAAAAUACUGGCAUUUGGGCAUCAGGUGAACUCUGACAUCAAACUAAUGUUUCUUCAAUCUGUGACAGGAACAAGCUCUAUAUAUGGCAAAAAAUUGGGUUUUUCCCUCUUGCCUGUACUUCUGCCUAAUCCAAAGAGACCAGACCAUUCGUUUGGUCCCUUCCAAAACUCCUUAGACAGGUUGUACUGUAAAACUAUGUAACUUUCUGUUGAAAGCACUUCCUCUAUUCAUGUAUUCCAAUGUAGGAAGCUCAUAGAGCACGACUUUACUAAAAUGUAUUUUCAUUAAACAAAUUGAUACCGGUUUAUUUAAAAUGUCAGCAGUUGGAAGUUAGGUUGAAAGACUGUGAAGGAAGUAGCAGCAGUUGAACUACUCUGAAUGAAUGCAAAAUACUAUGGCUUUGCUUGAAACAGGUAUCCAAUCAAGUCUCUAGUGAGCUGUUUUAGGCAUUACCAUAUGCUGUUUGUUGGAAGUAGAGAGCAGACCAGGGGUUUUUACCUUUCUUCUUGAAGAAGAGAACAUCAGUAAGUUAUUUUUCUAGAGAUUUGCCAGCAAUUGCACGAAUGUUCACACACAAAAUAGAAGUUUGCUUUGCUUAUGUUCAGGUUGGGAUACAGCUUUCUAAUCAUGCAGUUGAGAAGCUGCAGUAUCACCAGAUAAACACUCCUGGCAUCCACCAAAAUUGGGGAAAUAAGUGCUUCUGAGGUUCCUAUUUGUCCCAAAGCCUUUAGGUGGACUCACACUAAUUUAUUGACUGCUGAAUUUGUUUGUAAUUACAAGUUUUGUUUAAUUUUAAUUGUUCCUGUAAAGAAAACAAGCAAUUUUUUUUUUCUUAUAAAUGAUGGUAAUGUCUUACUAAUAUGAGACCUCACUGACUGUUGUAGCACUUGGUAAGUAGAAGAGUAAAGUGUUGGAUUAUGUUGAGACAAUUAGUGUUAGUCUCAAGUGUUCUCAUUAGGACAGAUGUGUUCCCCUUGAAUUCCUUUAUAAUACCUUUGAACAGUCCUGGCUUUGGGGUAUACAGAGAGUCAAGUACAGUGAGACUGGGGAUAGUGUGUAUGCUAUAAUAAAGACAUUUCACAUGGUUUUCAAAUUCUCACACUAUUUAACAAUUUCAUUAAGUCCUUUUUAAAGGAUUUUGUAAUUCUACAUCUUGGUUUAUUUGGUGUCAUUAGAAUGAUUUAUUUGCAGAGCCAGGCUUUCAGUUUUUGUUGAUUUAAAGACUUAAACAUUAUUACAGAUCUUUGGUUUUUGGGUUUUUUCCACCUGAUAUUGCACUGCUGCUUCAUUUACAGAAGCUUUUUUACUAAAUACAAAUAAUGCAAAAACUUUCUUUAAACAGGAAUGGUCUUGCAGUAAUACAAUGCAGGUUGUCUCUCUCCUUCACUUUUGUUAGUCCAGUUUAAGAAAUGUAAUGUUGAGUGUAGAAUUUAAUACAAAAUCAGCAUUAAUUUAAUAUGCAUAAGGAAAAUGCUCCAAUUUUCACAAUCUUUGCAGCUUUCCGUAUAAUAGAAGCAAUGACAUAGAAGCUGUUGUGAAGCAGUUUUUUGUUGGAUGUGGAAGUGGUUUUAUCUAUUCUGUUUGUGGAUAUUUAGAUGCUCUUUCCUAAAACUGAAAAUUGUCUCUUGAUGGUUGUCUCUUUGUACAGGUUUGUUAUUUAAAAUGUACAAUAUUGAACAGCAAGAACUGAGUCAGGUAAUUCCAGUGGAGAACAUAGUUAACAUCAUCACUGAACAAAUGAAGAAGUCAGUUUGGAAGGUGCAGCAAAUAACCUCCUACAGAACCAAACUAAACGAAACAGUGUCACGAUGUGGGUUUCUGUUUGUAGGUUGCGUUGCUUCAGCUUUGCAUUUCACCAUUUAGAUUUCCAAGGCACUGAAAUCUUAAUUUAGACACAACAGAGAUAUAUGAUACUCUGUGUUGGGCUCAUUUGGGAAGAGGAAUCUCCCUCUAGGACUUUUCCUAAAGUAUUCGGGACCAGUCUGUGCUUCAGAGAAGAAGGAUUGGUUUAUUUGGAUUUAUACUGUACAGAGGCUAGAAACUGAAUGUUUAAAGAAUGGAAAUUAAUGUUUAAUUUUGACACCGUAGAACAUGGAUUUGCUGUGCAAAACCAGUCACACCAGUAAUUGGAUUCACCUUGGGAUUUUGUGAGUUAAUUGUAGUUCCAAUAGCUGUCAUGUUAGUUUUUUCUUCCUAGAACCUAUUCUUAUGAUGUGAUUUGUUUGUAAUUUUGUUUUUCAUUGCUUAUGCAAACCUACACCUUUGUAUUUGAAAUCUGCCUUCAUCUGUUGUGGGUUUUUUAAACCCUACAUAAGGGCUUGCUCACACAGUGUGGUUUUGUGCAUUCAGUUAGGUCUUAAGCAUGGAACAGAAUUGCUGAAGAGCAAAAGUAUCAGUAACAAAUGAGAGGCACUUAUAUUUUCCCCAGAGUUGGCUGUGUUUUCUUCAUAGCUUUUUGUUGUUUGCCUUUGUUCAAAAGUACAGUAAGUACUUGAAAAAAAUGUAUCAAGUUUUACUUUUCUGUGUGUCAGCAAACCAUGUAGAAAUUGCAGAUCUUGAACUGAAUCUGUUUCCUGUCAGUGUAGCCUUAAAUAAUUGUAGAACAGUGACGUUUGUACAGAUUCUCUUCUUGGAAGUAUUGUAUCCUUUCUGUACAUAACCUGUUUGGUUUAGUGCUUAGAACAUUUCACAUAGGUCAUCCUAAAGUAUUAUAAAUGUGAAAGAGUUGGUCAGUUCCUUUCUGUUAAGGGCAAGGCUGUGAAGGGCAGGACAGGCAAGCGUGGAACCACUGCACCGAAGGAGAGAGGCUGUGCAGCGCCUGCAGGACAUCGCUGUCUCACAUCCUGUGGAGCAGGAAGGCAGCAGAGCCAUCCUGCUGCUCCUGUUCAGCCAGGGGGCACAGGGAACCAGGGGAGCACUGGAAGGAUGCAAAGCUUGGUCCCUGUGCUGCUGCCUCACGCUCAGGAUGUGAGAUGUCCACGCUGCAGCUGCAUGGUGAGGUCUGACUGCAAAGGCAGAAGCAAGGCAAGGUGUAAGCUCUACUACAGGACAAAUAUGAUACAAGUUCUAAAUGAAAUGGAAGUCCACUAAACUCAUUAAUAGUUAGAUCUGGAAAUUUGGGGAGCCCUUGGAAUGAACAUGUGUGCUUUUCUGGGAGCUAAACAUUGUUAUCAAUUUAGAAAAUACUUGAGCUGAAAACAAGAUUUUAUGGCAUUUACUGUUGGAAAUAUUUUUACCUGUAAAUUUCUGCAAUGAAUUUUGAUGGCAGAUGCAGUGUCAGCAUCACCUUCCCAUUUUCACACCUUUGGAGAAGUUCUUUUUUUGUCUAAAAUUUGUGUUUGUGUUCUUGAUUUAUUCUCUUUUCUCCCCAAUGGCUCACUCCUGCAAACUCCCCAUGGCCAUGAAAAGCUGCCUGUGGCAGUCACAGGGCCUUAGAGAUCAGGGACACUCUGUACUUUACGGUACUGGUGCAAAAUUUUUGUCACCUUUCUAACUCACAGUGAUUUCUGAAAUGCAAACCAUCAGUUUUAAUAUAGCGAAAUAGAAAAAGAAACUUUCUUCAAGGGAGACAUUUUCAGGUAGGAAUUGAGUACAGAUCACUCUUACACAUCCCAAUUCUAACAAAAAGAGUGGGGUAAGAUCAGGGAAUGAGGUUUGAGGGCAGGCCUUUUGGCCUGAGCUGUUCCAGCUUGAAAGUAACAACAGAAUGCCCUUUCAUUGAAUUUAGAGUUCUAGUGAGUCCUCUACACUUCUGGAGGAAAAAAAGCUGUCCUGUUAAUAGCAGUCCUUCAAAUCCUGGUUUGUCACUUGCUUGUAAGGCAGACUGACUUCUUUCUGAAGCUGAAUUCUCAAUAAAAGGUAAACAUUCUUUUAAUUUUCCCACUGAUGUGCAUGCCUGCCUGCCAUUAAUGUUAGUGAGAGGAGCCCACAGGCUUCAAGAGGAGAGCAGACCUGACCCUGAAGGUGUGAAGAGCAAUGGGAUUGGUAGGUUAGAGGGGUGGAACGGCCUGGCACCUGCAACACAGACAAAUAUGAUUUCAAUAUGAAUGGAGGCAAAAAAACAAACAUCCAGAUACUGUCACAAACUUGUUAUUUAAUCAUUAUCACUUAUUUUUGUUUCUUCUUUUCCUUGGCUUUUGAAAUAUUUUUAAAACUUAUUAUUAAAAAUGUUAAAGCAGUCCCUAAACAUGUUGAUCACUUUAACUGGAACAUUCAGCAAUGUUUAUUGUUAGAAGGAGCCACCAAGAAUGUUCUGGGUUUUUUGUCUCUAACUCAACUGCUAGAUUUUGUAGUACAUCACAACUGGAUUUCAGACUACUUUGUUCUGAUGGUAGUCCUUGAGAGAAGAGUCACAGGAGCAUUUCCUUGUCAGUGAAUCACCAACACCCAUUGAAGAGAUGUCAUCUGAGAGCAAGAGCAUUGAAAUAAGAGAUGGCUUUUUACAGUAGCAGCAACAGUGACUCAUAUUCCUCUCUGGAACCCUGUGGCCCUUGGAGGGCCCUGCUCAGACAAACUGUGACAUGUGAGUUGUGGAGUUCAUGCAUCCAGAGCAGUGCUGGUCUCUGUGGACAUUGUGUGGCUUCUAAACCAGUGUAUUGUACAGCGGGUAGAUGGGUUUUUAUUUGCCUUGGGUGAGUAGGGCAAGUGCCAACUGUCCUACAGUGACAUGGAUUAGUUUAGCCUUAAGAAUUUAUCACUGCCCCUCCUUAAAUUCAAGCAGGCUUUCUUCCUUUCUGCAGACUAUGCAGAAAUCUUAUGCACGAGUAUCUGCUUAUAUUAUGUCUACCUGAAUAUGGCACAAUUAUUAGUGCUGGCAAGCUUAGUUCCUAUGUGGUGUGACUGAAGUAAUGGAUGGGCCUGGUACAUGCUGCAUCAGGUUUUGCUGGAUCAAGUUUUGCUGUUCAGGCUUAUGCUGGGUUGAUCUAGAUACAUGGUCCUAAUGCUGAGGAGUGGGCCAGGAGUCAGCAAAGUGGGUGGUACUGUUCCUGUAGGAAUGAUCAGGAGACAGCUCUGCCCAGACAAGGGCAAAGCUGGCUUAUAGCAAGAAGGAUUAAUUCAUUUCCUUGGAAGCAUCUACUGGUCGAGCUGGCAUAAAGGCCCUACUCAGGAGAGAAGAAACAGUAAUACCAUACCACUGAAGGAAUACCUCAUGGACAUUCAGGGAUGUAAUUAAUGUCAUCCUUUUCUCUCUUGUAUUCAGAACAAGAGUCUUGCCCAUUGUAUCGAUAUAAUUUUUUUUCUGUGUUUUGCAAACCCUGUGGACACUGACUGCAUGCUGAGGAUUGCUUUUUAACUUUUGGUUUAUUUCCAAAGCGUGAAUUUGAAUGAAUUUGCAGAAUUAGCUAGAAGCAUUAUCAUAGCUUUGAGAUGUAAUCUCUAGGCCAUAGUACAAGCAAGGAGCAGGGCUUUGAACCAGUUUUGAUUGUCAAUUUUGUAAAUGGCUUAUUAUGACAUUUUAAGAAAAUUUCUAAGCAGUUGAAUGUAUUAGGGAAUAUUUACAAAAAAGGAGAUAGAGCAAUGAUCUUUUUUUACUAUACAGCUAGUUUGCUGUUCUUUCCAGUAAACCACAAGGUUCAUUAGUGCUCAGUACUGUUUCGUUUAUGAUAAAUGUUUUUAAUGUGAUUUUCAUGACAAAGUGUAAUUAGUGAAACCUUUUAUUCAAUUUUUCCCUUUAUUUGCUUUUUUUAAGGAGACAUUUCUCCUUAUAUAGUAUAUAUACUUUCUUACAGAGCUUUCUUACCUAUUUUUAUAUAAGAUGAUUUAACAAUGUAAAAUUAAAUGCUCUAUGAGCAAGCUAUAUCACUGUUAACGCAAUCAAAAGUGCUAAUAUCAUGACUAAGGGCCUGAACCUUCUGCCUUUUACUCAGGUCCUGGUUUAACCAGAUGUCUUUCAUGCUGUGUAGGACUUUUCCCUGUAAGCACUUCCAUCCAUUCCUGGGGAUGUCUCAGAGAAAGGCACUAUUAACAUGAAUAACAGUGGUAAAACUGAGCCUCCUCUCCAUUCUUAGUGGAACAUCUGCCAUGAGUAAAGGCUGCUGGCUCUGUCCCAAAAUAUAGUUUUAGAUUAUAGUUCCCUUGAUCUUCAGUGAUUUUGAACUUGUCUUUCUGGUGACUAUAAGCUAAUAACUGAUCUUAGUGAAUACAAAUAUUGAAUUGUGCUGUUACCAGCAAGAUUAUUAAAAUGUGUUUCACAUUUUAAUUCAUUCUUUCAUUUGGAUAUAAGGAGUUGGAUUUGUGAAGCAUUAUAUUGCAUAGAGAUAGCACACAUUCACCACAUUUCUAAAAGGUAUGAAAUAUACAGUAUGUAGCAUUUUCUUGCAUACUUUUAUACUGCCUGUAUGCCACCGAUGCACUCGGUGCCUUCCUUCUUUUGUAUGAAACUUAAUAUGUAGACAAACUGAAGUUAUGGUGUGUAAGCAAUGUCACUGCAACCGAAGAGAUGUCUUAAACUGAUUAUUCCUAGUCCAGGAGGUUUCAAAGGGCAGUUCGGUUUAACACAAUGCAUUUCUUUGAAUUUGAAGUUUUCCCCUUUCCUUCCUCUCCCUCACCCCACCCCCCAUCCAAAAAACUUUGUCAUAUGGCUGUUUAUUCUUAAUUGAUUCCUGUGUCUGAUGUAACGUGGUGUUAACCAAAGAACCAAGCCUGUUUCUAAUUUUUGGACAAAUAAUGUUUGAACUUGCUAUUAGUUAAAGACAAAAAUGAUAUCUGGUCUGUUAACAAAUAUAAAAUAGGCUUCUGUAAAUGUGACUCCCAGCUGGCAAUUCCAAAUACCUCUUUUCUGACUGGAUGUGCAUUGUUAUAUCAGUAGCAAAGUGUUUGGAUUGUGUUUCUUGGUGCAUUUUAAUCAAAAUCCUAUCACAAACAAAAAUAUCAGUCAGUAAGUGCUGUCAGAUUAGCUUGGUUUACCAUGUUCUACCUAUAUCUGAAGUGUGCUGCUUUAGGAAUAGAUUUGGCUUUCCUGUGUCUGAAGUCCUGAUGUUGUACAAUAAUUAUCUGGCGUAUGCUGGUCUCACAGGAACGGACUGAUGCUGCAUCAUAUGUACCUUUCCUACCAGUGUCCCUUCAUUGUACAACUUCUGUAAUAUAACACGGUUUUCAACUACUGUUUCAACCUGAAAUUCCUUAAAUUUCAAUGCAUGUCUAGCCUUAAACAUCUAAGACACCAAGCACAGUUUUAAUGGGAAUAAGUUAUAUUUGCAAGUCCUGUUUGUCUCAGAAGUCAUAGAAUUAUUUUUAUAUAUCACUCAAAGAUUGUAGAAAGUAGGUACAUUGCAGUUGUGUUAUCAACCAUGAUCCUAAUUAUAUGCACAACAAAAGGCAUUUUUGCUAAAUGUUUUAGAGGUGAAGUAUCAGUGCUUAUUUCCUUUCUUGAAUUUGUAUUUGUUUUCAUACUUUCAUUUCUGUACAGAACCUUGGUGCCCUUAACUAAAGCCUGUGACUGAAUUCACACAGAUUUUCAGUAUUCCUUGAGCUGCUUUUCUUUUUUGUUUCUUUUUUAAAUUGAAUAAGCAGUAAUUAAAAUUCCUCUAAAAAAUCCUUUUUUUUUUUUUUUUUUUUUUUUUACAUUUUGACAGUAACAUAAUUAGAGCAAAUGACUGUUUGCAGCUGUUUAUGCAGCUUAUUGAAGCCUGAGAACUUUGUUUGAAACUGUCAUUAUAAUCCAGAUGAAGACAUACGUUUCAUGGCAUUUCAGUCCACAUCAGGUGAAAGCAGGAGCUCUGGCGAUGAAUGUGCAGAUCUGCACAUGGCGUGUCAGACUCUCAGUCCCCAGAGGGAUUUAUAAUUAAGUGUCACGUUGUAUCUACAGUAUCUCCAGUUGAGUGUUGUCAGAUACUUGUUGUUUUGGUUUAUUUCUUAUUACCUAGCAAAAAACUACUUUUAUCAUUUUUGUGCUACUGUAUAUUAAUCUUGAGGGUUUCCAGUGUGCAAGAUCAGUUUAAUGUUGUCAGUUCUCUUUCUGUAAAAAGCCUUGGACUUUCAGCUCACACAUCCCAUUGCUAUUCUGGGGAGAGCCAGAAUGCCACCAGCUGGUUUUAGUUGUAUUUACCUGUACAGCACAGGUAGCUUCAGUCCCAUGUUAGUUUGAUUGAAACAUGCUGUAGUAUAUUUUCAAACCUUGGAUCUGUCACAACGUUAAAAUAGUCAUUUUGCAUAUCUGAAACUUUGCAGCUGUAGAUUUGUAUUUUGUUUAUCUCUGUGAAAUGUAUUUUUGUCAGUUUGAGGACUUUGGAUAUUUCAAAGUAUUUUCUGUAUGUGAAAUCAGCUUUUUGCAUGUGAAUUUAAUUGCUGGAAAGUAUUUGAAAAAAAGGAAAAAUCACUUUUAAAACCUUUUGUUGUCACUUUCCUUUGGAUUUCAUUACCUCGUAAACAAAAACAGACUUCACUGUUCAGAAGAUAGCAAUGUUUGGUCAACCUUUGGAACCACUGUCUGCAUUAAAGAAAAAAUAUUUUUUAAUUUUGGCAAGGUAAUCCUAGCCCUCACACACAUUUUGGCUCUGUUUACAAAUUCCCUAAGUUUUCCCGGUUCCCUUUCUGUCCCCACAGUCUUUGUUGAUGUCAUGAACCUUCUGCUUAGAGAAUUUUAAAUUAACCAGUGUGACAAUGUUCUAACAAAUAUGAUGUGUAUACUGGCAAAUAAAGACACACUCAGGUGAUCAUCCUGUUUGACUUUA
Passer montanus (Eurasian tree sparrow) is the source of this 11949-nucleotide messenger RNA. RefSeq names its product synaptotagmin 14 (gene SYT14). The record is from RefSeq and is a predicted model, not a curated record. The transcript has 7 exons. Bases 239 to 2686 code for a protein of 815 amino acids. Lineage: Eukaryota; Metazoa; Chordata; Aves; Passeriformes; Passeridae.